CUGCAGCCCGGCCGGGGCGGCAUGUCGGCGGCGGCAGCGGGGCCCGUGGCGCAGGGCCUCAAGGAGGCGCUGGUGGAGACGCUGACUGGCAUCCUGUGCCCCGUGCAGGCCGUGCGCGCCGCGGCCGAGGAGCAGGUGAAGGUGCUGGAGGUGACCGAGGAAUUUGGUGUUCAUUUAGCAGAACUGACGGUAGAUCCCCAGGGAGCUCUGGCUAUUCGUCAGCUAGCAUCUGUCAUUUUAAAACAAUAUGUGGAAACUCACUGGUGUUCCCACUCAGACAAGUUUAGGCCUCCAGAAACUACAGAAAGGGCAAAAGUUGCCAUUAGGGAGCUGCUACCCAAUGGGCUGAGAGAAUCGAUCAGCAAAGUACGUUCAAGUGUUGCCUAUGCAGUUUCAGCUAUAGCCCAUUGGGACUGGCCUGAAGCCUGGCCAGAGCUGUUCAAUCUGUUGAUGGAAAUGCUGGUUAGUGGGGAUGUGAAUGCAGUCCAUGGAGCUAUGAGAGUGCUUACAGAGUUUACCCGGGAAGUGACAGACACACAGAUGCCACUCGUCGCUCCUGUUAUUCUUCCUGAAAUGUAUAAAAUUUUCACAAUGGCAGAGGUUUAUGGUAUUCGCACAAGGUCACGUGCAGUGGAGAUCUUCACCACAUGUGCCCAUAUGAUCUGUAACAUGGAAGAGCUAGAGAAAGGUGCAGCCAAAGUGUUGAUUUUUCCUGUGGUUCAGCAGUUCACAGAGGCCUUUGUUCAGGCUCUGCAGAUGCCUGAUGGGCCUACAUCAGACAGUGGAUUCAAGAUGGAGGUCUUAAAGGCUGUGACAGCACUAGUGAAGAACUAUCCUAAGCACAUGGUUUCCUCUAUGCAGCAGGUCCUUCCUAUUGUUUGGAAUACCCUUACGGAAAGUGCAGCCUUCUAUGUGAGAACAGAAGUAAAUUACACAGAAGAAGUAGAGGACCCUGUAGAUUCUGAUGGUGAAGUAUUGGGCUUUGAAAACCUUGUGUUCAGCAUAUUUGAAUUUGUUCAUGCCUUGUUGGAAAACCACAAAUUUAAAAGCACAGUGAAAAAAGCUCUGCCUGAGCUGAUCUACUACAUCAUUCUCUACAUGCAAAUUACAGAGGAGCAGAUAAAAGUCUGGACUGCAAAUCCACAGCAGUUUGUGGAGGAUGAAGAUGACGACACAUUUUCCUAUACAGUAAGGAUUGCUGCACAAGACUUGUUGCUGGCUGUGGCUGCUGACUUCCAGAAUGAGAGUGCAACUGCUUUGGCUGCAGCUGCUACAAGACAUUUACAAGAAGCUGAACAGGCUAAAAACAGUGGUGCUGAGCAUUGGUGGAAGAUACAUGAAGCCUGUAUGCUCGCUCUAGGCUCUGUGAAAUCUAUCAUUACAGAUAGUGUGAAGAAUGGUAGAGUUCAUUUUGAUAUGCAUGGUUUCCUCACAAAUGUUGUUCUUGCUGACCUCAACUUGUCAGUCUCUCCUUUCCUGCUGGGCCGAGCUCUUUGGGCUGCCAGUCGUUUCACGGUUGCUAUGUCUCCAGAACUAAUCCAGCAGUUCCUACAGGCUACAGUCAGUGGUCUCCAUGAGACCCAGCCCCCUUCUGUCCGGAUUUCUGCAGUCAGGGCUAUCUGGGGUUACUGUGACCAGCUGAAGAGCUCUGAAAGCACACAUGUAUUGCAGCCUUUCCUUCCCAGUAUCCUUGAUGGACUGAUCCACUUGGCAACUCAGUUCAGUUCAGAAGUCUUAAAUCUUGUGAUGGAAACACUCUGCAUUGUCUGUACAGUAGACCCAGCUUUUACAGCAAGUGUGGAGAACAAGAUCUGUCCCUUCACUAUUGCAAUCUUCCUUAAGUAUAGUAAUGAUCCAGUUGUGGCCUCUCUUGCCCAAGAUAUCUUCAAAGAGCUAGCGCAGAUAGAAGCCUGCCAAGGUCCGAUGCAGAUGAGAUUAAUCCCAACUCUUGUCAGCAUCAUGCAGGCUCCUGCUGAUAAGAUUCCAGCAGGACUUUGUGCAACUUCUAUUGAUAUAUUAACCACAGUUGUGAGGAAUACAAAAUCACCUCUGUCCCAGCUCUUGAUUUGCCAAGCAUUCCCUGCAGUGGCUCAGUGCAGCCUGAACACAGACGACAAUGCUACCAUGCAGAAUGGUGGUGAGUGUCUACGUGCAUAUGUCUCAGUAGCAUUAGAACAGAUUGCACAAUGGCAUGAUGAGCAAGGCCACAAUGGGCUGUGGUAUGUAAUGCAGGUAGUGAGCCAACUUCUGGAUCCGCGGACCUCUGAGUUCACAGCUGCUUUCGUGGGCAGACUGGUCUCCACACUGAUUUCCAAAGCAGGAAGUGAGCUGGGAGAGAACCUGGACCAGAUAUUGAGAGCGAUCCUUAGCAAAAUGCAACAAGCAGAGACACUCAGUGUAAUGCAGUCUUUGAUCAUGGUAUUUGCUCACCUGGUUCACUCUCAGCUGGAGCCACUUCUAGAGUUCCUGUGUAGUCUCCCUGGGCCAACUGGCAAGCCUGCCUUAGAAUUUGUAAUGGCUGAAUGGAUGAGUCGCCAGCACUUGUUUUAUGGACAAUACGAAGGCAAGGUCAGCUCUGUUGCAUUGUGUAAACUCCUCCAAUAUGGCAUCAACACAGAUGAUAAGCGACUUCAGGAUAUUAGGGUAAAGGGGGAAGAAAUAUUCAAUAUGGAUGAGGGAAUACGCACACGGUCCAAAUCGGCCAAAAAUCCUGAACGCUGGACAAACAUUCCUUUGUUGGUAAAAAUCUUAAAACUAAUAAUAAAUGAGCUUUCUAAUGCAAUGGAAGCAAAUGCAUCUCGACAGACAGCAGCAGACUGGAGUCAAGAUGACUCCAAUGAUAUGUGGGAAGAUCAAGAUGAAGAAGAGGAUGAAGAUGAAGGUUUAGCAGGACAGCUUUUAUCGGAUAUUCUUUCCACAAAUAAAUAUGAUGAGGAUUACUAUGAAGAUGAUGAAGAGGAUGAUCCAGAUGCAUUAAAGGACCCUCUUUACCAAAUAGAUCUACAGGCCUAUCUCACUGACUUCCUGUGUCAGUUUGCACAGCAACCGUGCUAUGCGGUGUUCUCAGACCACCUCAAUGAGAAUGAGAAAAGAGUACUACAGGCCAUUGGGAUAUAAAAAUAAUCGAGAGAUCACAUGGAUCAUACCCGGAUAUUUUUUUUUUUCUGGCUUAUUCCAUAUAUUUUUUGAUAAAACACACAGCAUUUUCCAGUGUUUACCUACUGUUACAAAUGUGAUCAUCCUCAUUGCAAAGGUAUUGAGCUUCAUUAAUUACCACAAAUCUGUUUAAUGGAAGGAUUAUUAAGAAGGUAACAAAGACUGACGUCCGUAGAGCUUUGCACACUGUUUUCACCAUGGGAACACUUUCCUUUUGCAUAACACCUUUCCAGGAAGUCUUUAAUGUGUCCUUAAAUUCACUUAAAAAAAAAACACAAAAACUUUGCCUCAGAAGACAUACUUAACUGAAUUUCACAUAACACUGUUGGACAGAGGAAGCAAUUGUGUUACUGGUAGGUUGCUUGGACAUGUCUUGAGAAAUUGGAAGGUUUGUCCAUCUUAGCAUUUGCAUAACACUUACAGGGUAAAUAUCUUACAUUGUGACUUCUUUUUAUAGAACUAUAGACACUUUUAUUAAAGAAAUGCCUGAAUGGUAUGAGUACUGUUUACAGGAAUUUAAAUGGGAAGCUGAAACAAUAAAAAUGAAAUGAACAUCUUGGUUUCCAAUUGUAGUUGGGUGGGCUUUUAGUGAAUUCCAUCUAAGUUUCUUUUCCCUGGUUCUUUAUUAAAACUUUCAUAUCCACAUGCUGAAAGGAAACUACCUUUUAAAUCUCAGUUCCUCACGGCAUGUGGCCAUUGAAGAUUUAGGUUCGAAACAAAAACAACCAGAAUUUUUUUAGGGGGGAAAAAAAUGAUUGUAUUUAACUGUUUACUCCAUGACAGCCGUUCUGUGAACUUUUUUCCUUCACACCCUUAAGACUUGCAAGAAAUAGUUGAGCUGUAGUCCACAAAAUAGUAUAUGUAUUUUUAUAAGGUGGUAAAAUAACAUUUGCAAAUUGAUUCACCCACAAGUAUAGUGUGAUGUAUCUUAACACCUCUCUGCCUUUUUUUUUUUUGUUCCCUUUUUGGGAAAAUAAAACUAUUUAAAAUAUAAAUUGGUAUCCUUCUUUAAAAACAGAUUCCUAGAAGGAAAUCUCAUUACAUUUGAUCAUGUUUUUAAACAUAUUUAUCCAUUAAAAUUUCUCCUGUAACUGCCACCUAAUAUUAUCUUAAGUUGUGUGGUCAGGAGAGAGAGAUUCUGUAACUGACUUAGCAUUUUUCUCUCUCUUUUUUGGCAGAAUGAGAACCACUAAUUUGCUUCCUUUUUUUGAAGGAACGAUGAAGUAUUCCUCUUCAUGGAGUAAUGUACAUUAAGAUGCAUCAGGAAAAAUUUUGUACUAAUGCCCAUGUUUGCUUUUUUUGAAUUGUUAAUAGCUUAGGUAUAAAAGAACCUAAUAUCAGGCUGGAUUUCACUGCACAGCUCUGUGUUGGCCUGAGUUCUGCUGGUGUAAUUUAGGAUGCAAUUUAGUUGGGAUAACAAAUUGACUGACUGUUUAGAUAAUCCAGGGAAAGAUUGCACAGUCAUUUUUUUAAAAUUAAAUGGCUCCUCAUGUCUGUGUGUCUGGGAUCUGGGGGGGGGGGGGGAAGAAAAUCAAAUGCAUGGCACUUACAGAUAUGAUCCCUAACAUUCCUGAAGCGGUGACUGGACAUGGACAAAAACAUUGUGACUGGCAGUCUGUUUCAAGUGGAAUCUGAAGGGGUCAGAUGCUGAGAGAUAUAACAAGGUGUUCACUGCAAACUGCAGCUGGCUGGUGUGCCCAGUUUGUUUCUCAGGUGAUUUAACAAAAAGUACGGGACUGCAUUUCCAAGGUAACUACACUGCAAAAUGUACUUGAUAUCCCCAGAUCAGAUAUUCUUUGUAGAGAGUAAAAAUAAGGCUGUAGAAUGUCUUGGGUGGCUGAAGUUCUGCUGUUGAAUAUUGGAGAGAACCUUUUGCUGUAUAGAGCUUAGUUAUAGAACAUGUGUUGAAAGUCUGGAAGAGCAAAGGCGAGAGCUAAACCGCAAGGUGAAUUGUAUGAAUGAAUGAAAAUAUUCUCAUCGAGCCUGAAUUGUUUCCUCUGUGCGUUAAAGGCAGAGUGCUACAAUAAGAUCCUCAAGCCUUCUAGGAAAGUGAAGGACAGGAAUAUGAAGAGAAUGAACUGGACAGUCAUGCAUGUAAUGCACUCCAAAUUCUGCCUUUUAUGUGCAACACUUGAUUUAGCAUGUCAGCAGUGAAAGCGCCUGAAAAUACAUCUGAGUGAUGUCCCUCUUGACUGAUUCUCCAAAGGCUUCCAAGGAACAGCCCACAUGAAAAUGGUCUUGCACUCAUUUGCCAGCUUCUGCUCUGUGCUUGCGAUUCCCAGGCUUGUCUGUUCUGCUACAGGAGGGCUGAUCAGUUUUACAUGUCUUGUACUCACAGCUGAAGUAGAAAAUGAACACCUAUGGUCUCCUCAGUUUCUAGGCUGUUGGGGCAGUGCCGUGAGGUGCUGGCUUUGCUCUCCAGCUCACAGCAGAGUUUUUUGCAUCAUACCUGGUCAUACUUUCUGCCCUGUUUGAGAUGCAGAAGCCGGCAGAGGUGCUCAGUAUGCCGGUUCAAGACUCAGUGACUCAAUGCCGCUGGAAAGGCACCUUCUGAAGCAGUGCUACGUAUUCUCAGACUUGCAGGAGGAAGAAAUAAGGGAUGCCAUGGAGGACAGUUUUCUCAGGACCACUUGCAGACUGUUUACUGCUGCCUCUAAGCUAAAGACAGAAGCAGUGACUGGUGGGAGUGGAGGGUCCUAAGGACUUUGGAAAACAAGCAACAGUGGCAGAACUUCAGGCUGAGUAGAGUGACCUUGCUUAAGACCUGUGCUGAGCUGGCCCUGGUGCUACAGAAACAAGGUGACCAAUGUGAGGGUGUUUUGUGUACAUGGAAGAGCAAGUGACAGUUGUGCACUUUGGAAGCUGCCAAUCCACAAUAGCCUCCAAUCUGUAAACUAACCACUCCUGCAGGAGCAAGUUCACAGUUGGAUUGGAUCCAGGUGGUGUGCUGUGCUAUCUAGCAUGUGCCAGCACCUCACUCCCUCUGCCUAACUUGCAAGAGGUCAUAGCUGGAUUUGCCUAUAGGGGAUUUCUGAACUGUGUUGGGACUAUCAGUGGCACGCCUAUUGCUGUCUUGUGAACAGUGGCUUGGAGUAUUUCAGCCUCAAGGGCUACUUCUCCAUAGUGGCCCACCAGGACAGUUGGCACAUGUUACCACCAAGUGGUCAGGCAAAGUGCACAAUGCUAGGGUUUUCAGGAACUCCAGCCUCAUGCCCUGGAUCUUGUAGGGAAUGUUUGCCCAGUAUGGUGACCAUCUCCCUAAAGUGCAGCUUACUUUGUUCCUGCCAUAGCUCAUGAAAUCCUAAACUGGAUUCUUGGAUGUCAGGAAGGAGCUCUUGCACCACUGGCUGAGGAACAACCUCAUACCUGUGGGUGCUUCAAGUGAGAGUAGGGUACCGCACGUGUGCCUGCAUGCUCGCGAUCAGUGCCUGCCCCAGAUAGUCAUUUAGCCUGUGUACUGCACAAAAUCUGUGAGGACAGGACCAGGGCUUUCUCAGAGCCCUGCACAGUGGAGGGAAGCCCAGAAGCUUGCCAGGUAGUACAAGACUGAAGAGACUGAGCCUCUUGAUCACCACAUCCAUCAAAAUGAUCUUACAAGAGAGAUCCUGGCAAAUUCCUUCCAGCACUACUAAGGUGGGGGAUGGAAGGAGGGCACCACUGUGUAAAGUUCAACUCAUUUACAACUGAAGAGAAUUUCUUUAUUAAAGAGUGCAAACAUU
Gavialis gangeticus (Gharial) is the source of this 6875-nucleotide messenger RNA. It is a transcript of the gene IPO9, whose product is annotated as importin 9. The record is from RefSeq and is a predicted model, not a curated record. Gene Ontology annotation, biological process: protein import into nucleus. Gene Ontology annotation, molecular function: small GTPase binding. The transcript is spliced from 24 exons. Gene Ontology annotation, cellular component: nuclear envelope; cytosol. Bases 22 to 3117 code for a protein of 1031 amino acids. Lineage: Eukaryota; Metazoa; Chordata; Crocodylia; Gavialidae.